GCCUUAUACGAGGGGAGCUCCCACCCGCCAAACGCCCCCUCACAAGCCAACAGUGGUGCCCCCGCAUAAAUCCAUCCGCGCCCUCUUCCGUCUGACCCCCGCUGCAACCGACGCUCAAGCACUCUGCACACUUGGCUGACCUUGUUUGUUUGGCUGCCAACGCGUCCCUCCACAACGCGUCCUACCCGUGUCCAUCGAGUCCCCACUUUGUUUCUACAUCGUUUCACGUGUCCGUGACGUGUCCAAUGCUCAUCUGAUCCUAUCUCUUCCAUUCCAGAUGCCAAAGGAAGCGAAACCAAAGCGCAAGGCUGCCGAAAAGGGCGAGGCCAAAGCAAAGGGCUCCAAGUCCAAGGCCAAGGGGGGCCCUAAGCGGGCUCUCUCCGCAUACAUGUUCUUCAGUCAAGACUGGAGAGAACGAAUCAAGACUGAGAACCCCGACGCCGGCUUCGGUGAGGUCGGCAAGCUCCUCGGUGCCAAAUGGAAAGAACUAAGCGACGAUGAGAGGAAGCCUUACGUUGAGAUGGCUGCCAAAGACAAGGCACGGGCCGAGGAAGAAAAGGCAUCGUUGGCUACCGGCGGCAAAUCUGGCAAAGAGAGCUGUGGUGAGGACGUAGGGGACGAAGACGACGAGUAAUCACACCAUCAAGUUAUUUUGGUGUACGACAUGCUUUCCCCUUUCCAGACGCUCCUGGUGUUUGUAUGUCCACCCCCCACUUACCCUACCUGUUCUAUGCGAGGCGUGUGACGAUCGAAGCUCCUCGUCGGCUGGACGUUAUUCUGUGCUCCCUCCCCUCUCUCUCUCUAUCCCCCUUUUUUUCCCUUAU
Pisolithus orientalis is the source of this 824-nucleotide messenger RNA. Its product is annotated as high mobility group box domain-containing protein. NCBI's taxonomy places the organism in Eukaryota, Fungi, Basidiomycota, Agaricomycetes, Boletales, Pisolithaceae. The coding region runs from base 278 to 634 and encodes 118 amino acids. The record is from RefSeq and is a predicted model, not a curated record. The transcript is spliced from 6 exons.